Molecule: messenger RNA, 1877 nt
Organism: Exaiptasia diaphana
Lineage: Eukaryota; Metazoa; Cnidaria; Anthozoa; Actiniaria; Aiptasiidae
Product: ammonium transporter Rh type A
Exons: 10
Coding region: 16-1482 (488 amino acids)
Biological process (GO): ammonium transmembrane transport; ammonium homeostasis
Cellular component (GO): plasma membrane
Molecular function (GO): ammonium channel activity
Source: RefSeq, a predicted model, not a curated record
ACAACACGCGCAGCCAUGGUUGAAGUCAAGUUCUCGAUAGCAGUCAUAGUAUUUCAAACUGCACUGAUUGUUCUUUUCGGUGUGCUGGUCGACUAUGGGGAUUACGCUCUACCACCACACAAGCGAAAUGGUGCCAAUGGCAGCUACUCCAAAACUUUGGUGGAUGAAUCUAAGAAUGAUAUCUCGGUAUUUUACUCGUUGUUUCAAGAUGUCCAUGUGAUGAUCUACAUUGGCUUUGGUUUUCUGAUGACAUUCUUAAGGAAGUACGGCUACAGUGCUGUUGGUUACAACUUCUUUAUUGCUGCCCUUGUCUGCCAGUGGGCUACCAUCUUGUCCGGUGUGUUUAAUCAAAUUAUCGGAGAAGGAGCAAAAAGCAUCAGAAUCGACGUAAAAACACUUAUUUCAGCAGAAUUCACAGCUGGUGCGGUACUUAUCACAUUCGGUGCAGUUCUUGGUAAAGUCAGCCGUCUCCAGCUUCUCGUUAUUGGUUUCUUUGAGGUCUUUUUCUAUGCUAUCAAUGAGUAUCUCAAUGUGCACUAUCUUAAGAUCGCUGAUGCUGGUGGCUCAAUGAUAAUACAUGCUUUUGGUGCGUACUUUGGUUUAGCGGUAGCGCGUAUUAUUUACAGGACCAUUCACAGUUGUAAUGGUAAAGAAGAAUCUGUCUAUCAUUCUGACAUGUUUGCCAUGAUCGGAACUCUGUUCUUGUGGAUGUUUUGGCCAAGUUUUAACGGAAUUCUCGUCGCCCCUGACUACAUAGCACAGCAUCGUGCCGUCAUCAACACUUACUAUUCUCUAGCUGCUUCUUGUGUAGUAACCUUUGCCAUCUCACCAUUUUUUCAGAAAGGGAAUAAACUUAACAUGGUACAUAUUCAAAAUGCUACUCUUGCAGGUGGUGUUGCCAUGGGAACUGUUUGCAAUAUGGUUCUGUAUCCGUUCGGUGCAGUAAUCGUCGGGUCAUUAGCAGGAGUUAUAAGUACACUCGGCUACGCCUAUCUUACAGCCUUCUUUGACAACCACUUAAACAUCCACGACACAUGCGGUGUAAAUAACUUGCAUGGUAUGCCGGGAAUUAUUGGGGGCAUUGUUGGAGCUAUUACAACAGCCAAUGCCAAUGAAGAUACUUAUGGAUACAAAGGACUUUUCAACAUCUGGGGCGCUAUGGCACCAAAAGCCAACUCUACUGAAUUUGCUCGACUUCAGAGUCUUGGAAUUCCUGACCUAGAGCCUGGUGAUGGAUACACUGCCAACCAAAUGGCCGGCUACCAAGUUGCUGCUAUCUUUGUUACUCUUGGUGUGUCGUUGAUUGGCGGAGUUAUCACUGGGUUUGUAGCCAAGCUUGGAAUUUUUGAUCCUCCUGAAGAAAACCAGUUGUUUGAUGACGAGGAUUUCUGGGAGCUACCCAACGCAUCACAGCUGCCCCAGUUCCAAGGACAAAUAGACCAAGAAUCAGGACAUUCCAUCAAUUCCAUCAAGAGUGAUUAAUGAUUUCUGCUGCUUACGACCCCUGAAGAAAAAGGGAACUUGUUCAUCGCCAAAACCGAGGACGAGCAAAGACUGCAGUGAUGUUUUUAUUUUGUCUUCGAGGUUCGAGCCUCUUGAAUCAAUAUAGUACUAUAUACAUAUAUUAUAUUUUUUGCUGAAGACGGCCGAAGUGCCGAAACGUACAAUAAGAAGUAAAAAACCUAGUUACAAGUUGCGUGGCUUUUUCUUCAUUUAUUCUAUUUAUAUUAUAUCUACAAUGUAGCUUUUAUAUGUAGCUGAGCAAUUGUAUAUCAAAUAAUUAUUUUCACAUUUUGCUGUCUGGAGAUUUAUGAAGAAUUUGAAAACUUUGUAAACCUACAAGUUUUCUUUUAAUAAAUAUAAGAAUGUAAUCUUCA